This is a messenger RNA of Notechis scutatus (mainland tiger snake), 2684 nucleotides long. It is a transcript of the gene JPT2, whose product is annotated as Jupiter microtubule associated homolog 2. Gene Ontology annotation, cellular component: nucleus. The record is from RefSeq and is a predicted model, not a curated record. NCBI's taxonomy places the organism in Eukaryota, Metazoa, Chordata, Lepidosauria, Squamata, Elapidae.
AGACGCGCGGGAGAGAGAGAGAGAGAGAGAGAAGCUGAGGUGAUUCGCGCGGCUGGGCGGGCAACGGAGGAAGCUUUGUCGGCCGUCGCUCGCUCGCUCGCUCGCUCUGCCGGCCACCAUGUUCCAAGGGCCCGAGUCCGACACAACCAGACCCAGCUCCAGGGGGCUGCAGCCACCAGGUGGACUCUCCAGUGACCUCUUUGGAAGUGCAGAAGUGUCCUCUUCCAAGCCACAGAAAAUGACGUCUAACAUAUUUGCAGCGGCUGAAGAACCUAUAAACUUCCCAAAGAGAACCAAUCCCCCAGGUGGGAAGGACAGCGGCAUUUUUGAGGAUCAUAAACCUAAUGCAUCCCGGCAAUUUAUAAACCCACCUGGAGGGAAAACACACAAUAUCUUUGGGACCUCAUCACCUGUCAGCACAGUCAAAGCACAUCCAAAUAAGCCCAAGGACCACACCUUUCUCUUGAAUGAUAGAGGAGAUUCACCACGAGAAACAAAAGUUCCAGAAGACCAAAGACCGCAGAGAGAAGAGUUGAGCGAGAAGAAGGACCUGCUGAAGGAGACCACCAAAGAACCUGGCCCCAAGAUAGACAACCAUGAACCCAGGCUGGGACCACGGCCGCGUUCUCACAACAAAGUCCUCAACCCCCCAGGAGGCAAAUCUAGCAUUGCAUUCUAUUAGGGAAGGCCACUUUCUCACCCCCACCCUUCCCCAAUGUCUUAAGCUUUCAUUCUCAGAACCAAAAGGCUAAUUUUCUAGUGCUUGAAGGAGGGAGGCACUUAGUGGUUUGGCUUGUUAGUCCAUAGCAGCAAUCGGGCUUUGGGGGAGGGGGGUGUUUGUAAGACGGGGACGAGCCUCCUUCCUUCUCUCUGCAUUCUGAACACAGUUAAGGAAGACUUCCGGAGAUGGAUUGCAGAACACAUCCCAUUUAAAGUGCAAUACCAAUUUUUGAUCUGCCAGCUAGGCAACACAGCCUCAAGGAGAUAUUCUCUCUGCUUGUAAAGAAGGGAGGCUGCUGCAACCCCUGCCUCGGAAAAGAGAGUCGUCCCUUGAUUGUCGUCUUGCAAAAAAAAAAAAGUGCAGGCGAAUCAUUUUUUGAGAUAAGUUGUAGUUGAAAUGAAUCAUGCACAAAUCCCUUUUCUGAAAGAGUUUUAGAAGCUUUGGCUUUGUGGCACUCUUUUGACCAGUUGGCUAUAACUUCAUGAUGAGUAGCACAUUAAAACAAAAAAAAUAGGUCUGUUGAUAGAACGAAGCCAAACCGCUUCAGUUUAAAAUUAGAGCCUGAACCCUCUCCAAGGAGGCAGUUCAGAAGCUAGUGACUAACUCUCUCCUUCAUCACUAACCUCCCUGCACAAGCUAUUGUGCCUGAAGAUUUUAACUUGUAUUGGGCAGCGAGCUGCUGUAGCUUUCAGAAAGGUUCUCAUUCUAAUUUUAUGCUGACUCUUAGUCUGUUCUCCUUGUUGCUCUUUGGUUGCCUUUAGCGACUUCUCUCUCCCCUUAGCUAGGUCUUUCUAUGCAGAGGCAGCCUCUGUUACCUUUAGCUACACGAGGUGGAGCUUAGACACUGGCUGUUUUGUUUUUCAAGUUCUUGGGCUCACCUCUUCCACUCCCUCUGCCAAUAGGGGAAAAAAAGAUCAGACUGGGGCCCACCAGUUCUUCUAGGGCAGGCAGUGACAAAAGAGGUGGGGCCAGAAUUCUUCAUCUUAUAUGUUUACCUAUUUUAUCUCUUCCUCAGCACCUCCUUCCCACCUAUACCCACUUCAAACAUUGCAUAGUGCCAAUUCAUGUGGCCUCACAGAUUCUGAACACCAGGGGUCUCCAACCUUGGCCACUUUAAGACUUGUGGGCUUCAACUCCCAGAAUUCCUUACCCAGCCACGCUGCCUGGGGAAUUCUGGGAGUUGGAAGUCCACAAGUCGUAAAGUUACCAAGGUUGGAAACCCCUGCUGAACUUUCUUGGAAGAAUGUAUGAAAGCUUUCUUUGAAAAAAAAAGUUUCUGUAAGAGGUCACUUAUUCUAUAGUUAUUGGAAAGCGGAGCGCUUCCAGGUUUAUCAACUGAACAUUAACAUCUCUGUGCCUUUUAACUUGCAAGUGAGUAAACAUUGUUAUAUUGCUAUAACCUUUAAACCAGGGGUCUUCAAACUUGACAGCUUUAACACUUGUGAACUUCAACUCCCAGAAUUCCUCCUCCAGUCAUGUUAGCUUAGGAAUUCUGGGAGUUGAAGUCCACAAGUCUUAAAUUUGCCAAGUUUGAAGACCCUUGCCUUAAACUGUGAAUAUCAACUUCCUGUGAAUUUUUAACCCGAUUCUUAGGAUGACCUAAGGAUGACCCUUGAGGUCUAUUUCUAACAGCUUAAUACCAUUAGGAAAGGGUCAAUCUUGGUUCUCACACGUACACCCAUAUAUUCCAUUGUUAAACAGGAAGCAUUCAAAGACAACCCUUAAUUGUAGAGAGUAUGAUGUCUGGAUAACUGGAAUGUCGUUUCUUUAGUUUGAUUUAUAAGUAAUGCUCUUCUAUCCCCAAUCACAGCUAUUCUGCCCUUACAUUUCCUACAAUCAUAUGGUCUCGUCCCUGUGGACAUACCUUUAAGUAUUAUAAAACUGCCUAUUUUUGUAAUGUUUCAGUUAUCUGUUUCACAUUGGAACAAAUAUGAGUUGACCCACAAUAAAGCAGCCCAGAUCC